UGUCGUUAAUACUUUCUCCAGUCUCUUCCGACACUAUUCCUCACUUCGAGAGUCCCGGAGAUGGAAAAAGAAUGAUACCUAGAGAACGAAACUAAGGCUAAGGCCUUCUCGUGCUUGCCUUAAGUCACCUCCAAAACAGACACCCUUCCACCCCUUCCCUUCCUCUCUAUGGAGUUUUUCCUUCCGGUUGGGUUCCGCUUUCUGAUUAGCCAGUGGAGCUACUUCCGCCUGUCCUCCCUCCCUCCCUCGCCGGCGCCGCGAUUAUGCAUCUUUUUCUGCCUGUAAACGAAGUUCUCUACGUGCUGCUUUUUGUGACCGUGACAACAUGUGGCGACUCCCAGGGAUGCUGGGCCGAGCUCUACAGCACCUGCCUAGGCACAGUCUUCGUGGUGUGAUUCCUGGGGCUCCUAGCCAGGAUGAAUCUCGAGUCACUUGGUCACCACAGACCAUCCAUGUGCCCAACUAUAAAAGGUAUGAGUCCCAUACCCUGGGUGUGGGCAAUGGCCCAAAGUACCAGGGUUGGAAAAAUGCCUUCAAGUGGAUCUCAAGUCGCAUGUCCUGUCACAGAAUGUGGGAUGCUAUCUCAUGGGGAACCCUGACUGUUCUGGCCCUGCAGUUGGCCAGGCAAAUUCAAUUUCAAGCAUCCUUACCUGGUUUCCAGAGACAAGAACAAUGCUCUUGGCAAAGCUACCUGGACCAGAUCCGUGCCUCCCCUUUGCGGUGCCAAGACUUAUGGUUGAGGACAAAUAUUCUUCCUACAAAUAAUCCUCCAACUCCCUGCCCCACAUGCCUUGAGGAAGCCUCAGGAAAGCAGAAAGGACCUGACCCUCAGUCUGAGAGCCUUGCUUCCCAUAGCUCCAAGAGGACAACUAGACUCAGGGGUUCUUGUGAACCAGAACCUGUUGGCAUUGCUUCCUUGGACGCUCCUGGAACAGGCCAGCAUCACACCACCAGAGAGAGAGUGGUAUUGGAGGAGGAGAAAACAGAAUCUCUUUCCUUAGAAGAAGCCAUGUUGUCCUUGCAGCAGCAAUUCCAGCUCAGUAUUUCCAUCGCCUUCAAUUUCCUGGGGAAUGAAAAUAUGAGAAGUGGCGAUUUUGAAACAGCAUACUCUUACUUCCAGAAGGCUGCAGAGCAGGGCUAUAGUAAAGCUCAAUACAAUGUGGGCCUGUGUCAUGAGCAUGGAAAAGGGACCCAGAAAGACCUCAGCAAGGCAGUUUUUUAUUACCAGCUUGCUGCCCAGAAGGGCCACCAAAUGGCUCAGUACCGCUAUGCCAGGUCCCUGCUAAGGGAUGAAGCCCCAAGGGAAGCUGAUAAGCAGAGAGCAGUGGCCAUGCUGAAGCAAGCAGCUGAUGCUGGCCUGAAAGAGGCUCAAGCUUAUCUGGGGGUGCUGUUUACCAAGGAACAGUUCCAGGAUGAGCGGAAAGCUGUGAAGUACCUUUGGCUUGCAGCCAGUAGUGGGGAUUCUCAGAGCAAGUACCACAUGGGGAUUUGCUAUGAAAAGGGCUUUGGCGUCCAGAAGAACCUAGGGGAAGCCAUGAGAUAUUACCAGCAAUCAGCUGCUCUAGGGAAUGAGCCAGCUCAGAGGAGACUGAGGGUGCUUUUCUCAACAGAGCUGGAAGCUUUGGGGCAUGAUAACCCAGCACUUAAAGGUUUGAGGUCCUUCUCUAGCCCUUCUGUCUGUACUCUGGAUACAGCCCUGAAUGGGGCUGCCCACCUUCCCCAUGCUUGGAGCACAGGAAACCUUGGACUUCUUGACAGAAAUGAUCGUCUGGGACCCAGCACUAGCACUUUUGGGGCAACAGAACCCUCAAGCCCACAUCCUUUUGAGAUGCAUCUGGUAAAACUAGGAUUUGGAUAAGAGGAUUUCCAUUCAGAGCUAUUCCCUGGACAUAUCUGUUUGGCCCCAUGAUGAUCAUUUCAGUCCCAAAGAUGGAAGCUAUAGGAAUCCCUCACUGACACUGGACAUGGCCUUGGACCCAAAGGGUUUGGUGCUGCUCAAUCAGAUUCUUCUGUGAAGACCUUGAAGAAUCACUUUAUUUUUCCAUGGAAAAUGGAGACUUGAGUGUGAGUUCUAUAAAUAAGAGCAUGGUUUUUCAUAGCCUCACUUGGGACAUCAUAUAAUAUUAAGAUCUCUUAAUACUUAAUAAAAUAUGCUGAUUAAAACCAGAA
Messenger RNA from Gracilinanus agilis (Agile Gracile Mouse Opossum), 2169 nucleotides. RefSeq names its product DAP3 binding cell death enhancer 1 (gene DELE1). The record is from RefSeq and is a predicted model, not a curated record. Bases 326 to 1858 code for a protein of 510 amino acids. NCBI's taxonomy places the organism in Eukaryota, Metazoa, Chordata, Mammalia, Didelphimorphia, Didelphidae. Gene Ontology annotation, molecular function: protein binding. The transcript has 13 exons.